AUGCUCGGCCACAAGUGCGGCAUUUGCCUCAGCUCGCGCUCCGAGCACCUCCCGUCCACCAAACACGCCCACGAGGACUGGUGCGCUUUCACCAGCUGCGGCCACGUCUACCACCUCUCGUGCAUCGAGCAGUGGCACCGCACCGCCAACGCGGCGGGCUGUCCCGCGCGCUGCGCCUCGCGCGACGUCAAGCGCCAGAAGCGGCCCGGCUCGCGCAUCACCGAGUCGCUCCCGUACCUGCGCCUGUACAUCGACGCGCCGCGCGCACCGGGCGCACACGUCCCGCCGUCGUCCGACGCCGUCGACGCCGCACCCGAGGUCAAGCCGCGGCGCGACAAGGGCAAGGGCAAGGCGCGCGCUGUGCCUGAUGACGAGGACGACGACGAGGAGGACGAGGAGGAGGACGGGCAGGAUGAGGGCGGCGCGGUGGACGAGGUGACGCGCCUGCGCCGCCAGCGCACCGAGGCGCUCGACACGGUGCGGCGGCAGCGCGACGAGCUUGCGCAGCUGCGCGAGCGCAUGUGCGUCGCCGAGACGGCGGCGGCGGCGGUGGCGAGGCGGGCCCGCUCGUCCUUCCGCAGCCCGUUCUUCCCGCCCGGCGGCGACGGCAGCGGCGGCGGCGGUCCGAGAGCCCGUCACCCGUUCGGCAACGGCGAGGGCGGCGCGGACGACGAGGACGAGCUGUACGGGUACAUGGACGACGACGACGACUGGUGCGCCGAGUGCGAGCAGGAGCACGACGGCGAUGACGAGUGCGCGCCCUUUGCCGCCGAGCUCGCCUCGGCGCGCAACGAGCUCUCGCGCCUGCGGGCGGUCGCAGACCCGCAGGCCGUCGCCACCCUUGCGGCGCAGCUGCGCGCGCUCCAGACGCGCUUCGACGAGCUCUCGACGCGGCACGCGGCGCUCGAGGCCCAGUGCGCCGAGCAGGUGCGCGAGCGAGACGAGGCGCGCAACGUGUACCACGAGGGCAAGAUCAAGUGGCAGGAGGAGGUGCGCCGGCUCAAGCAGCAGCUCGAGGCGAGUGGCGAGAGCGGCGAGGAGCGCAUCCGUCAGCUCGGGCAGGAGAUCCAGGACAAGGAGCACGAGAUCUUCCUGCUGAGAGCCGCUCAAGAAGGCCACGAGCACCGCGCCGACGAGGCGUGCAAGAAGGCGGCCGACGCGGCCCAACGAGCUCGCCACGAGUCGCUCGCCGCUCAAGCCGAGGCCAAGCGCAACGUCGACGCCGCCCUGGAGCACGCGGCGCAGGAGGUGCGGCUGCGCAAGCGCGUCGACCUCGCCAACAAGGCGGCGCUCGACAAGAUCAAGAAGCUCAAGGCCAAGCUCAAGGAGUUGCAGACCAAGCGCGGCAUCCUUGCGCCCGACAGCGACGACGACAACGACGGCGACGAUGCCUGCCUGCCCCUGAACGCCUCGAUCACCCUCUCGCGCCCGCCGCGCACCUCGCUCUCGCCCGCCGACGACCCGUCCUCGGCCUUCCGCGUCAACAACAACUCGUGCCUCGUGCUCGCGAGCCCGACGACCAAGCAGCAGCAGCGCUCGGCACGGCGCCGCACGCCGUUCGACGAGACGUGCGACGUGUCGCUCGAGACGGACCCGGUCGAGGACGCCGACGCCGACGCCGACGCCGACGCCGACGCGCUCGAGUACGCCGACGUCGACAUUGCGCACGGCGACGACGACGACGACGACGACGAGGUCGAGAACCGCCCGCCGAUGCAGGUCGAGCUCGACUCGGACAGCGACAUCGAGAUUGUCGAGCCCGUCCCGUCCAAGUACUUCUCGUCGAGCGCCCCGGCUCGGCCCUUUGCGGCGCGCAACAGCGCCCACGACGCCGACGAGCGCUUCCUGUCGCCGCCGCCCCACUCGGCAUCGGCGUCGGCGGCGGGCAAGAAGCGCGCGUUCGGGCUCACGACGCUCGCCGAGGGCUCGUCGGCGGCGGCGUCGACGAGCCGGUGGGCGAGCAAGAAGCCGGCGCUGUCCCAGUCGCGCAGCGACAAGUACCUGCCCGACUUUGCGUCGGCGGCGUCGGUGCGCAAGGCGGCGGCGGUGGGCCCCAAGCACAAGGUCAAGCGGAGGUGA
Molecule: messenger RNA, 2079 nt
Organism: Rhodotorula graminis WP1
Lineage: Eukaryota; Fungi; Basidiomycota; Microbotryomycetes; Sporidiobolales; Sporidiobolaceae
Exons: 4
Coding region: 1-2079 (692 amino acids)
Source: RefSeq, a predicted model, not a curated record